This is a messenger RNA of Prunus persica (peach), 1152 nucleotides long. RefSeq lists its product as uncharacterized. Gene Ontology annotation, molecular function: DNA binding; transposase activity; zinc ion binding. The transcript is spliced from 3 exons. Gene Ontology annotation, biological process: DNA transposition. NCBI's taxonomy places the organism in Eukaryota, Viridiplantae, Streptophyta, Magnoliopsida, Rosales, Rosaceae. The record is from RefSeq and is a predicted model, not a curated record. Bases 1 to 1152 code for a protein of 383 amino acids.
AUGAAUGUUACACAGAACCAAGUGUAUAGGGCAAAAAAAUUGGCUAAGAAGGUCAUUCAAGCUGGUUUUAAAAAGGGUUUCGUAGAAGGCUGUAGGCCUGUCGUAGGGGUUGAUGGGUGCCACUUAAAAGGACCCUGCUCAGGGCAGAUCUUAACUGCAGUUGGUGUUGAUGGGAACAACGACUUGGGGAUCCAAAAUGGUUUGGCAUGGGUGUUUAUAAGUGAUAAACAGAAUGGGCUAAUUCCUGCUAUGCAAACAGUUUUACCAAAUACUGAACACAGAAUGUGCGUGAGACAUUUGUAUAACAACUUCAGAGGCCAGCACACAGGACUUGCUCUUAAACAUUUGCUAUGUGCUGCUGCAAAGGCAACCACAUUGCCUUGGUGGGAACCAGAGAUGGAUAAUCUGAAAAAGGAGGAUGCAGAUGCUUGGAGGUGGUUAAUUGAGAAGCCUGCGAAACAUUGGUCAAGAUCUCAUUUUGCAACACACUAUAAGUGUGAUUUGUUGUUAAAUAACCUAUGUGAAAGCUUCAAUGCAACCAUUAUUAAUGCAAGGGAUAAGCCAAUCCUAACAUGCCUUGAGAGAAUAAAGAUGUAUAUUAUGAUUAGGAUGGCUAAUAGAAGGGCUUCUUGUCAACAUUGGAGGUAUACUGUUGGUCCUAGAAUCUUCAACAUAAUAGAGAAAAAUAAGUUGGCAUCAAGUCAAUGCAUACCAAGGUUGGCUGGGGAGAAGAAAUAUCAAAUAAGUCAUAUGUAUGAGGGAGAAUUUGCUGUAGAUCUAAGAGCAAAGACUUGCUCUUGCAGAAGAUGGGACUUAUGUGGGAUUCCUUGCCCACAUGCAAUUUCUGCUAUUUUCCAAAGAAGUGAAGACAUAGAGGAUUAUGUGGAUAAAUUGUACAAGAAAGAGGCUUACUUAAAAACAUAUGGUCCUAUCAUUAGACAUGUUCCUUUCAUUGACCAAUGGCCAAGGAGUUGUUUACUUGUAAUUAAGCCUCCCAACUUCAGAAUCCAACCUGGAAGGCCAAGGAAGGUGAGGACACAAGAACCAGGGAAGGUGGAAAUACCAGCUCCAGUACCUUCAAAUCCAAAACCACCGAACUGGAAACCACAACCUGCAAGGCUCCAGCUCUCCAAGGGCAAGCCGAAGCUCUAG